GUGCCCAGGCCCCGGGGACCGGGCGGCCACUCCCUCUGCGGGCUCCGGUGUCCUCGGGUCGCACGGCGCGUCCCGUGCUACCUGUUGGGGCGGAAAAACACCCAGCCCCUAGGUGGGGCCCGAGCCGCCGGGCCGCGCGUCCCGCUGGGCCCCAGGCCGAGGCGCCCGCGCGGGGCCCGCGGGGCGGGCAGCAGCGAGGCCGGCGGCCGGCGGAGCCUCGGGCCGCGUCGCGGGGAGCAGGAUUGCUUUCUUCCGACCUGCCUCGCGCCCGGCAGCCUGGAGAACCGCCGCGGGAUGAGGAUGCGACAGCGCGGGGGGACGCCCUUGCUGCGGGAGCCGGGCCGCGCCUGACACCCCGUCCUCUCCCCUCGCGCACAGGCCUCUGCGAGUGAGCGGCGUGGCGAGCUCCGUGCCGCAUGGAACGGCUGCAGAAGCAACCUCUUACCUCCCCUGGGAGCGUCAGCUCCUCCCGAGACUCCAGUGUGCCCGGCUCUCCCUCCAGCAUCGUGGCCAAGAUGGAUAACCAGGUGCUGGGCUACAAGGACCUGGCUGCCAUCCCCAAAGACAAGGCCAUCCUGGACAUCGAGAGACCUGACCUCAUGAUCUAUGAGCCCCACUUUACCUAUUCCCUCCUCGAUCAUGUGGAGCUGCCCAGAAGCCGGGAGCGCUCUCUGUCGCCCAAAUCCACAUCCCCCCCACCAUCCCCAGAGGUGUGGGCAGAGAGCCGGACCCCUGGAAUCAUCUCCCAGGCUUCAGCCCCGAGAACCACAGGAACCCCCCGCACCAGCCUGCCCCACUUCCACCAUCCCGAGACCACCCGCCCAGACUCCAACAUCUACAAGAAGCCACCCAUCUACAAGCAGAGAGAGUCCACAGGAGGCAGCCCUCAGAGCAAGCACCUCAUCGAGGACAUCAUCGAGUCCUCCAAGUUCCCCGCAGCCCAGCCCCCUGACCCCAACCAGCCGGCCAAGAUUGAGACUGACUACUGGCCAUGCCCACCGUCGCUGGCUGUCGUGGAGACAGAAUGGAGGAAGCGGAAGGCAUCUCGCAGGGGUGCAGAGGAAGAGGAGGAGGAGGAAGACGAUGACUCGGGAGAGGAGAUGAAGGCGCUCAGGGAGCGUCAGAAAGAGGAGCUCAGUAAGGUUACUUCCAACUUGGGAAAGCUGAUCUUGAAAGAAGAGAUGGAAAAAUCACUGCCUAUCCGGAGGAAAACCCGCUCCCUGCCCGACCGGACGCCCUUCCAUACCUCUUUGCAUCCAGGAACAUCUAAGUCAUCUUCUCUCCCCUCCUACGGCAGGACCACCCUGAGCCGGCUACAGUCCACAGACUUCAGCCCAUCAGGAAGUGAGGCUGGAAGCCCAGGCCUGCAGAACGGAGAGGGCCAGAGGGGGAGGAUGGACCGGGGGAACUCCCUGCCCUGUGUGCUGGAGCAGAAGAUCUAUCCCUAUGAAAUGCUGGUGGUGACCAACAAGGGGCGAACCAAACUGCCCCCAGGCGUGGAUCGGAUGCGGCUUGAGAGGCAUCUGUCCGCGGAGGACUUCUCGAGGGUCUUUGCCAUGUCUCCUGAAGAGUUCAGCAAGCUGGCCCUGUGGAAGCGGAAUGAGCUCAAGAAGAAGGCCUCCCUCUUUUGACUGCCUGCCCACCGUCUCCACGACCAGCCCCUCUCCUGUGCUGCUUCAGGGCUCUGGAGCUGGGGCCACUUGACCCCAAAGUGUCCUCUUCCCCUGGUGGGCUAGGAGCAGUGGGAGGCAGGGCAGAAGCAGAGAGGGCUCCAUUCCUCAGGGCGAGAGAGUGCCGGCCUCUGCAGUCCCAGAGCCAUGAGGCAUGGACUUCCUUCCCCACAAUGGGCCGGGGCCUCCUUCUAUCCCUGGUCCACACUGCCCAGCCAAACCCAGCCUGGUCUCCAGCACACAGAGAGUUAAUGUUUGCACCUUCUCCCUGCCUGUCACCCCCACAUGAAAGUCCCCAGAAUUGGGUGAGGAGAAAUGAAGGGGGUACUAAGUGGUGAGACCGGUCACCUGUCCUGCACAGGUGGUGGGAUGAGGCCAGGUCCAGACAGCUCGGGGGCCCUGUGUCCACCCGCCCAAGCACUCCAUUCCCUUCUGACAACUCCCUGCACCUGGGCUUGCUGCUUCACUGACUGGCAGGAGCAGGCUCCAGCUGGGCGUCCAGCAGGGUGGUCUCCCUGCCCUCCAGCUUGCCCUGUCUUCUACUUGUGACCCCCAAGCUUUGAAGCCUCCUCCUCCAGCCCCAUGGCUUCCCCGGAAGCCUCGGCUUAGAGUGGAGAUGCCGCCUAUACAAUGCCUAGCCUGCCACCAGUGUCCAGGCAGAGCCAGCCAGGGGGCCUUCUAGCACUUGCCCUGGGACCGGUGGAGCCCGGCCUUGAGCCUCCCGUGGAUGGGAUCAAGAGGCCAGGCUUGGGACAUCUCUGAGCGUCCUGGCUCCCAGGUCCCACCCAUCCCCGAGCAUCCUCCACUACGCUCUCUACAGAAUGUAAUUUACUGGGGCCCCCCUGCUGCUUUCCUCACCUGACGCCCGCCCGCCCAGCCGCAGCCCAGCUUUCCUCCUCUCCAGACGCGUACGUGUAUAUAAUUAUAUAUAUAUUUUUGCCCAGGCCUGGGUUUUGUUCCUGCCCAGACCCUGGCAUUCCCUUUCCACGUGUGUGUGAUCAUGCUGGGAGAGGGGACUCUGCUUGGAAUUAAAAGGUUGCAUUGGG
Messenger RNA from Sciurus carolinensis (gray squirrel), 2716 nucleotides. RefSeq names its product dematin actin binding protein (gene Dmtn). The record is from RefSeq and is a predicted model, not a curated record. Gene Ontology annotation, cellular component: plasma membrane; actin cytoskeleton. The transcript has 16 exons. Gene Ontology annotation, biological process: cytoskeleton organization; actin filament bundle assembly; lamellipodium assembly. Gene Ontology annotation, molecular function: actin filament binding. The coding region runs from base 417 to 1631 and encodes 404 amino acids. NCBI's taxonomy places the organism in Eukaryota, Metazoa, Chordata, Mammalia, Rodentia, Sciuridae.